Danio aesculapii is the source of this 952-nucleotide messenger RNA. RefSeq names its product PDZ and LIM domain protein 2-like. Gene Ontology annotation, biological process: actin cytoskeleton organization; heart development; muscle structure development. Gene Ontology annotation, cellular component: stress fiber; Z disc; adherens junction. The record is from RefSeq and is a predicted model, not a curated record. Gene Ontology annotation, molecular function: actin binding; muscle alpha-actinin binding. The transcript is spliced from 7 exons. NCBI's taxonomy places the organism in Eukaryota, Metazoa, Chordata, Actinopteri, Cypriniformes, Danionidae. Bases 320 to 952 code for a protein of 210 amino acids.
AACACGUGGCAUUUGAGUGAGGAGCGCGCGCAACAUCUCUACAGCGGAAACAUACGGGAAAAGUAGAGAAAAACUGGGCGGUGUGGGAAUUUGGUCACAUGGAGCGCACAGACUAAAAACUGACGCGCUGAAAGUGAUUCAAACAGCUCUGCGUUAGUUAACGUGCGGAGAGAAUUUAAACAAGAAGAGCAGCGAUUUUCCGCUCUCAUAUAACGUGCGUAACUUUGACGUCAUUCGCACAGGUGUCAAGAGCAUCGUUGUGAUUGCCUUAACUCUUGUCCAGCUCUCAUUAGAGCAUUGUACAGCAGCUUGAGGUCACAUGAUGCCGUUUACAGUGAACCUGAUUGGCCCAUCCCCGUGGGGAUUCAGAAUAUCUGGAGGGCGAGACUUUAAAAAGGCCAUAACCGUUUCCAAGGUUAAUGCUGGCAGUAAGGCAGAAACGGCAUGUCUUCAGCCUGGUGACAUCAUAAUAGAGAUUAAUGGACUCAGUGCUGGUGAGAUGCUGAAUGUAGAGGCACAAAACAAAAUCAAGUGCUGCACGACACAACUGCAACUUCUUGUAGAAAGACCUGCUCCCCCCACUCCUGGUCAGACUAAUGGGAUUACAGAGCAGCUGGUUGGACGCUUUCAGGAAGCUGUGCAGGUGAGUCGAGAUGAAAACCAGAACUACAAAGAAUACACCAUCUCCAGCCCGGCAUCUCUGUCACCUGGUCCGUAUACACCAGAGCCACCUUCAAGCCCCGACCGCAGAGGGGGUAGGAUCACACCCACCAAUAAAAGCCUGCAGUUCCAUUCCUGGUCCUCAGAGGAGAAGAAUGUACAGAGUCACAGACUCUCUCGGCCCCUCUCUCAGGUACAGACAAUCUCUGAACACCUUUAUAAGAAAAAAAUGACAGAUCUGAAGCCACCAUUUUAUUUUGAAAUAGAAAAUCAGGAUGUCAUGGCACAAUAA